AAAACAACCCGUUUUGAAUCGUAGCUUUAUUAACACAGACAGGGUUGUCCUUCAGUGGUGUCCAGCAUCCCACGUCGUUCUGUGGCGCUGUCAGAACCAACGGAACAGAAAUAUACUCAUCGCUGUCGGAUAUGGCGGCUAAGAUUUUGCCCGUGGUGAAACUGGCUACUAAGGUGACAAUUGCAGGAGGAGCUCUGUAUGUUGCCUGUGACUCUGGUCUCCUGGGCAGCAGUGAACAGGGUUCGCAGGCCCUGGAGAAAGUCAAGGCUGCUUUACCCCCUGCCAUAGAGGAGUGGAUGAAGUACUUUGGAGUGGAGGCUCAGCUUCCGACCAUGCCCACGAUUGAAUUCUCACCCUCAAAGACGUGGAACUCUGGAGUGCGGUGGACUAUAUCAGCACUUUCAGAGGCACCAACGAGAGCCACUGGAUACACAUAUCAGGGCGUUCAGUAUCUAAAAGAUCUCACCAAGUAGACACUGGACAGACGUCUAUUAAUUUCUUCCACUUUUGCACUUCAGUGACAUCCUCCAUCCAUGACUCUAUUUCUUUACGGAAAUAAAAAAAAAACACCACACACAAAAGAACACCACCAGGUAGAUUUUAGCUAAUCUGAAUUUUUCUGUGGUUUCCCAAAUGAAAACAUCACUCGCAGAGUAAAUUAUUGUAACAAAAGUAAAGACUCUUUGAAAAAUGA
Cynoglossus semilaevis (tongue sole) is the source of this 694-nucleotide messenger RNA. It is a transcript of the gene micos13, whose product is annotated as mitochondrial contact site and cristae organizing system subunit 13. Gene Ontology annotation, cellular component: mitochondrial crista junction; MICOS complex. The transcript is spliced from 4 exons. NCBI's taxonomy places the organism in Eukaryota, Metazoa, Chordata, Actinopteri, Pleuronectiformes, Cynoglossidae. Gene Ontology annotation, biological process: cristae formation. The coding region runs from base 132 to 473 and encodes 113 amino acids. The record is from RefSeq and is a predicted model, not a curated record.